Closterium sp. Naga37s-1 is the source of this 4188-nucleotide messenger RNA. Lineage: Eukaryota; Viridiplantae; Streptophyta; Zygnematophyceae; Desmidiales; Closteriaceae. The record is from the annotation of a GenBank genome assembly.
AUGGCCGUCCAUCUUUCAGCGUCGGCAGUAGCGCUGGCACCACCUCCCUCCUCCGCCACUUCCUCCCCCUUCCCGCGCACCCCUGCAUCCGUUCCGCACAAUCCCGCCCCUCAUCCGCGCUUACCCGCGCGUUCCCCGCAUCCGUCCGACAAGAUCGCCGCUCUCCGCCGCUGCCGGUCGUUCUCCUUCCCCGUGCCAGCUUCCGCGCCCCCGUCCCGCGCUGGUAGCCGUUGUUGCGCCGCGCAUGGAUCCGCGGAAGGAGGCCCAGGGGAAGCUGGGGUGGAGAUACAGAGAGCGGAAGGGGGGGUAACACCUAGAGCAGAAGGGGAAGCUGGGACGGGAACACAAGGAGCGGAAGGGGCACCUGGGGUGAGAACACAAGGAGCGGAAGGGGAGCAACAGGGAGAGGAACGGCGGCCACCAAGCGGAGAAGAAGAUAGACCCGCCGAAGCUGCUGAUCUCUACCUGUCACGUGAUCGGGGUGUGGUGAGAAUGCCUGAAGUUGGAGCAUAUGUGGGAAACGCAGCACGUGAGGGAGGAGCAGCUGAGAAUUCCCUGCCACGUGAACGGGGUGUGCUGGGAAUGCCUGACGGUGGAGCGCACAUGGGAAAUACAGCACGCGAAGGAUUGAACACCAGGCUUGCCUGUACUGGCAAGUCGGUGCUGCAGGCUGUGUGCAGUGCGGUGCUGAGCGGUUCGCUGCAUUGCUCCUUCUGUCGCCUAUCCAACUUUCCUUCCUUACCAGGGAGGUGGGGUUUUCCUGUCAGGGUCACCUCCGGUCGCCUAUACAGCUUUGUCUGUGCCAGAAAAGGGGGGGGCAGCUCCCGUGUUUCCUUCACUGGAGCAGCUUCUAGCCGAGCAGCUGGCGCAGAGGUACGUGCCAUGUAUUGGGGUGGGGGAGGGGAGCAGGUGGGGGUGAGCAGGGGGGAGGGAAGGGACGUGGGAGGGGGCAAGUGGGUGAAUGGGGGGCCACGUGGGAGGGAGGGAGCAGGUGGGGGGGGGGCAGGUGGUGGGUUUCCUUCGCUGGAGCAGCUUUUAGCGGAGCAGCUGGUCCAGAGGUACGUGCCAUGUAGUGGGGGGUGGGCAGGUGAAGAGGAGCACGUGCGAGGGAGCAGGUGGAGGACAGCAACCGCUGCUCCAGCGCGCACGUCCUCCUUCAACCCGUCCGUUUCCUUCACUGGAGCAGCUCGUAGCAGCGCUGGAGCAGCUGGCGCAGAGGUAUGUGCUUUGUUCCGUGUGAUGUCAGACGGUGAACUGGUGGGGUUCUUCCAGCAGCUGCUCACUGCUGCGCGCCACACAGGGGUGGAGGGCGGGCAGCAGCAAAACGGGCAGCAGCAGCAGCUGGGCGGGCAGCAGGGACAGCAGGGAGCAGCAGCAGGGUUUCCCCAAGGGAAGCAGCAGGAGUCAGCAGAUUCAGAUGGGCUUCCCUCGUCCGGAAACCCUGUCUUUGGUCUGCAGUUUUUCUCUGCGGUUCAGGGUCAGAUGGAAUGGUUCCAGGGUCAAGUAGAGCGGUUGCAGCAGCAGAUAGAGCGGUUUCAGCAGCAGGACACCCCGCUUGGGAUAAAAGCAGGGAAGGUGGUGGCGGCAGCGGCGGCUGUGGGGUUUACAGCAGCAGCUGGAGUGGUGGCUUUAAGGGUUCCGGAUGGGUGGGAGGAGGAGAUGGGGGAUGGGAGUUGGAAGAGGGAGAAAGAAGUGGUUGAGAAGGGUGGAAGCUGGAUGGUUGGGAGUGGGAGUGCAGGGAAGGGAGAUGAGGUGGAGGGGAGUGAGGGGAGGGAUGGAAGAGAAGAGAAGGAGGAUAAGGACGAGAAGCUGUUGCUGCAGCAGAAGCAAGAGGGAGAGCAAAGGCAGGAGCAGCGAAAGGAGAAGGAGAAGGAUCAGGAGGAGCAGGAUAAGGGACAGGAGCAGGAGCGGAGAGGGGAAGGUGGGAGGGAGAGAGGGGGAGCAGUUAGGGGAGCAGAGGUGGGGGUUAUUGUGGACACAGAGGAGAGCGGUGUUACAGGGGGCAGGAGGAAGGGCGUGAGAGGGGAGUUGGAAGGGAGUGAAGGGGGUGGUGAGCGGUGGAGAGGGGUGCGGAGGAGGAGGUGGGUGGGGUUGUUGGGUGGGGAUGAGGAGGACGAGGAGGGAGGGUGGGAGGAGAGAGGGGUGGCAAGGGGGUAUGAUGAUAACUUAUCUGAGGGAGAGGAGGAAGGCCCGGUUCGACGAGUGGUGGCUGGUGCUGCUGCUGGUGCUGGUAGUGCUGCUGUUGCUGCUGAUGAUAGUGCUAGUGCUGCUGCUGAUGCUGCGAGUGCUGGUAGUGGUUCUGACAUUGCCCUGGCUCUUCCACCCAGUGGUUCUGAGGCAUCCAGUGCGGUUGCUGGUUCUUGGAGUGAUUUGGUGGUUCCUAAACGCUCACACAAGGGGAUGGGCGAGGGAGAGAGGUCUGCGCCUGCACACAUGUACAACGGGGGGGACGAGAAGGGAGAAAGUGAGGGAGAAGGGACGGGAGAAGGCGAGGGAGUAGGGAGGGGAGUGGGUGAGGGAGAAGCGAAGGGAGAAGAAGGGAAGAGAGAAGAAAGGAAGGGAGAGGUGAGAGAUACGGCACAGCUGAGAGAAGCAGGAGAGAGCGCUGUGGCAGUUAACAGGGCUGUAUCAAGAGAGGAGGCUGUGGCUGACAGCAGGGCAGUAUCAGGAGAAAGGACACCAGCUGAAGGCUGGGCUGAAGUAGGGGAGAGGGCUGUGGUAAAAGAUAGGGUUGAAGCAGGGGAGAGGACUGUAGCGGAAGGUAGGGAUGUAGCAGGAGAGAGGGCUGUAGCAGGAGGAAUAGCAGCAACAGGAAGGAAGGUGCCGGAUUCAGCAAUGGACACCAGUAUGGACCGAGUAUUCAGGAGAAAUGGGCGGUGGGAGGUGGAGGCUUCUGGGGGAGGUAGAUCUGGGCGGUUGGAUGCAGGUGGGGAUGCAGGGGAGGCUGAACCUGGGGAGGGAAUGGAGGGGUAUGGAUGGGAGAGGGGGAGGAGAGGCAGGGAGGCACGAUGGAAGGUGGGAGGAGAGAUGAGGGAGGUGAGAGAGGGUGACUUGACAAAUUGGGAGGUUGAAGAUGGGUGGAGGGAGAAAGGACGUCGAGGAGAGCGGGGCGAUUUGAGAGAUUGGGAGGGGAAAGUCGCGGAAGAAAAGCGGAGUGGAGGAGGUUUUCAUGGGUCGGAUAUUGCUGGCUCAAAGAGGGUUGCACUUUCGAAAAAGAAGGGCGUGCAGGAGGAAGGUCCUCCGACGAGGAGGCGUGAAUUCGUCGUCGCACGGAAGAUCAGCCGUCGUCUAAUAACCGAUCAACCGGCAAAGACCAUGUCGGCUGUUACGAUGCAGACGGCAGCGGCUGUGAAGCCGUCAGCCUUCGUGGGUAGCACGAGCCUGAGUCUGAAGGCGAGCCAGCACAAGAGACUACAGAUGGCCGCGCCCAGCCGCGCAUCCGCUGCCGUCGUGCGCUGCAGCGCCGUCCGCUCGGAGCGCCUUUGGACCCCGAAUUCCGCCGCAAACAGCGGCGAUAUCUGGUCCAUCAAGAAUGACUUGGAAGUGCCGCAGAGUCUGUUCAUGGGCGCACCGGAGGUGAUGGCGGGGCAGGGAGCGCCGCCCCCCAUGCUGCAGGAGCGCUUCCAGUCGGUCAUCUCCCAGCUCUUUCAAAACCGCAUCAUCCGGUGCGGCGGCGCGGUGGACGAUGACAUGGCGAACCUCAUCGUGGCGCAGCUGCUUUACCUCGAUGCCGUUGAUCCCACCAAGGACAUCAUCAUGUACGUCAACUCGCCUGGUGGCUCCGUGACUGCUGGCAUGGCCAUCUUUGACACCAUGCGCCACAUCCGGCCUGACGUCAGCACCGUGUGUGUCGGCCUUGCUGCCAGUAUGGGAGCCUUCCUCCUGUCAGCAGGAACAAAAGGCAAGCGCUACAGCCUGCCCAACAGCCGUAUUAUGAUCCAUCAGCCGCUGGGAGGAGCACAGGGACAGCAGACAGACAUUGAGAUUCAGGCUAACGAGAUUCUGCAUCACAAGGCGAACCUGAACGGUUACUUGGCGUACCACACCGGUCAAUCCUAUGAUCAGAUCGUCCAGGAUACGGAUCGCGAUUUCUUCAUGAGUGCAACUGAGGCCAAGGAGUAUGGCUUGAUUGAUGCGGUUAUCACCAACCCCCUCAAGGCCCUCAAUGCUGCCCCAGUUGCUGCAUAA